Messenger RNA from Salvia splendens (bonfire salvia), 1395 nucleotides. RefSeq lists its product as uncharacterized. Gene Ontology annotation, molecular function: nucleic acid binding. The transcript is spliced from 3 exons. The record is from RefSeq and is a predicted model, not a curated record. NCBI's taxonomy places the organism in Eukaryota, Viridiplantae, Streptophyta, Magnoliopsida, Lamiales, Lamiaceae. Bases 1 to 1395 code for a protein of 464 amino acids. Gene Ontology annotation, biological process: DNA integration.
AUGGGGUACAAGUUCGUGAUCGAAUACAAAAAGGGCAGCGCGAAUAGAGCUGUCGACGCCCUGUCUCGCCGCGAUGAGUCAUCAGUUGCGGUCGCGGGCUCGACCAGCGAAGAGGGCCCUGUCACCGACGAGGAUGCAGGACAAACAGGUGUUCUCCUUGCCGCGGCAGCACAUCCGGUUCCGCAGCUUAUAGAGCUGUUGAAAAGCGAGAACCGUUCUUCUCCUGAGAUGCGUGAGAUUGUGAGGGAUAUCUCGGAGGGUCGCGCACCCCCCCACCUGUCCUUGGUAGAGGGUCUGGUUUGGGAGGACGUCUCAAUGGAUUUCAUCACGGGUCUUCCCCUAUCGCGAGGUUACACGACGAUCAUGGUGGUGGUGGAUCGCUUGUCUAAAUACGCGCAUUUUGCCCCUCUGCCGAACCGUUUUGACGCGUUAAAGGUGGCCCAUUUAUUCAUCAACAAGGUGGUCCGUCACCACGGGUUUCCGAAAACAUUGGUUUCGGAUCGUGAUUCUGUUUUCCUAAACAAAGUCUGGGAAGAGUUAAUGCGCCUCAGUGGUACGAAGUUGAACUUUUCGACGGCCUACCAUCCGCAGUCUGACGGGCAAACUAAGGUUCGUAACCGGGGGCUAGAACAGUAUUUGAGGGCUUUCACUGCGGAUCGCCCGUCUAAAUGGGCGAAUUUCUUACCAUGGGCGGAAUUGGCACUAAAUUGCUUCAAUCACGCGGGUUUAGGGAUGUCCCCUUUUAAGGCGCUGUACAGGCGUGAGCCCCCAAGCUUGAUCUUCGCCAAACCGUCAGACGCGACCCCACCGUUGGUAGCGGAAUUGAUUACUCAGCGUGGGGAGCUUUUGGUGGAGUUACGUAGGAAUUUGGAGCGAGCGCAACAGCGGAUGCGCGACUCGGCGAAUAAGCACCGUCGCCAAUUGAAAUUCAAGAUGGGAGAUAAAGCAUUUGUCGAGGGAGAAGUCAUUGGCGACACCAUAACAUUGCCGUCGGAGUUUUUCGGAGAUAGACCAGUGGUGUAUCCGAUAAGAGUUUUAGACAGGAGGGUUCUUUGGCAUGCGGGUGAGCCGAGAGAUCAUGUGUUGGUACGUUGGUCAGACAGUACGGAGUCGCCGACAUGGGAGCCACUGCAGUUGAUCCAGCGCCAGUUUCCGAAUGUACUCCUUGAGGAUAAGGAUUUUGUUAUCGGAGGGGGGGUUGAUACGGUACCGAUACAGCCGGCUACAUCUGCCCCAAUCCAGUCCCUUCCACCCACCGGUGUAACCGAAGGACCAGAGCAAGAAGCGGAGGAAGUCCCGGAGGUUAGGCAGCUCGAAGAGCCGUCGAUCGCGAAGUCGAAGCCAAGAAGGAAUGUGCGUCCGCCUGAUAAGUUUGGCGACUACGUCACCAAGUAG